CCUCCCCCUGGUUAGCCACCUUCCAAGCCUAUCGCACGCCCCCUCCCUGCAGCUUCCAUCAAAGGGAGGAAGACAGAGAUCAGGAAAGAGAGAGAGAGUGGAAAAGAGAGAGAGAGAGAGAUUGAGGCGAUGCUUCAGGAGGAUUAACAACUGAUCGAAACUUCCAAGAAGAGAGAGAGAGAGAGAGAAAGGCUCCUUCCUCCCCCGAUCCAAGCUUGUGGUGGCUCUUCAGAGUUGAAUGAGUGGCGAUGUGCAGGAAAGCGCUCCUAGCCCUCCUGGUUUAUGGGAUACUCAUGCACUGCAGCGUCUACUGCUCCCCUACUGCCGGACUUCAGUUCCCCACCUUGAGUAGGUUGGAAGAUGAGGUGUACGACGAGGAGGGCAACCCUCUGUCCGACUAUGCCUUCGAGAGCGAGCCCAUCGGCAUAGCUGACCCGGCCUCCAUGCUGGACGACGUCUACACCUUGUAUUACCCGCCGGAGAAGAGACACGCGGAUGGGAUAUUUAAUAAAGCCUACCGGAAAGUGCUGGGCCAGCUGUCGGCGAGGAAGUAUCUGCAUUCCCUGAUGGCCAAGCGGGUGGGUGGGUCAGCCAGCGGCCUGGAGGACGACUCGGAGCCGCUCUCCAAGAGGCAUUCGGACGGCAUCUUCACAGACAGCUACAGCCGCUAUCGAAAACAAAUGGCUGUCAAGAAAUACUUGGCGGCAGUCCUGGGGAAAAGGCCAUGUGACGCAGGAUGCCGUUGGCAGCUUUUCCGUGCCUUCCCUUCGCCUUUUAAAUCGCCACGAGUUCACAGAUGGCUAUUUAGUGGCCCUACAAUGCUGCAACACAUCAGCUUGCAUUUCUUCCUUUCCGUUUGGUUCGGUUCCUUCGUUUUUGUUUUUCCUUCCUCUUUCUGAUUGAGUCUCUUUGCAAAUUCCUCGGGGGUAAACAACAAAAAAAACCCACCCUAAAAAGCCUCUCGAGUCGUUCCUUGGACGAGGAAGAGACGGUGGGCGGGAGCUGUGGCUGCGUGUGUUUGUUGCGUGUCCCUUGUGUUGGUGCGGGGCUCCUUGCCUUCCCUUCCUUCCUUCCUCCUUUACUUCCUCCCUUCCUUUCUUCGACGUGCCAGUAACGCUGAGCUAAGCUUCUGCCUUGCCAAGUCCAGUGUGGGCUAGUCAGUUUGCAGCCUCUGUUUUGCGCCCCACGAGCCAGCCGUGGCCGCCUCUGUAGGAUUAGCUGUCCGCCAAAAGCCUUAAAUCCAACGGAUCCCAUUGGAAAUCCAGUGAUCACUGAGGUUAGAUGUCCGUCUUUUGGAGAUAUUUAUAUCUUAACUAUAUAAUCUAUCUAUAUAUCUAUAUCUAUAUAUUUUCCUUCUUUCUGUGUCGCAACUUGAGUAUCAAAACAAAACAAAACAAAAAACAAGCACUACAACAACUAGCUGCAACAAAAAACGUAUGGCUGGUGACAGCACCCAUGGUCUCACUCGUUAGGACCUUGAAAACUGUUACUGCAAAGUGUGUAAAGUUUGUAUUAAUAAAUUUUUGUAAACAA
This is a messenger RNA of Anolis sagrei ordinatus, 1533 nucleotides long. RefSeq names its product adenylate cyclase activating polypeptide 1 (gene ADCYAP1). Gene Ontology annotation, molecular function: neuropeptide hormone activity; pituitary adenylate cyclase activating polypeptide activity; peptide hormone receptor binding. NCBI's taxonomy places the organism in Eukaryota, Metazoa, Chordata, Lepidosauria, Squamata, Anolidae. Gene Ontology annotation, biological process: positive regulation of protein kinase activity; regulation of protein localization; neuropeptide signaling pathway. Gene Ontology annotation, cellular component: extracellular region; perikaryon; neuron projection. The record is from RefSeq and is a predicted model, not a curated record.